AUGAACACAUACAACGCCGCUGCCCUCGAUCCCUUCGACCGUGCUCCCCUCGAUCGCCUCCGACGUUACAAUCUUGCCGCCGCCGCCAAGCCGAGGUACGGGAUCGCCUCCAUCACGUUCCUUCCCUGGCCGCCCCUCCCUGGAUCCACCCCUCGCGAUGCCGCCGCUCUCUCUCCCUCUUACCGCGAUGCGGCGCCGCCCCCAUCUGCCGCUCCGCCGCCGCCGCCACCUCCCUCCCCCUGGCUUCCCCUAUCUCCCCCUUAGCCACCUCCACCCCCACCCUUCCUCUCCAUUGCCGGAUCCGGUUACAGAUCAUCAAGGUUAGGCGAGGGAGCUCCAUGUCCAUGGCGCACGCGUGCUCAUCAAGGAAGCGGCUCCCGGAUCUUGAUCGCGCGGCCGUGACGGAGGGGAUCGAGGUGGACGCCGCCGCCGCUGAAGACCAAGCCCCCACCUUGUCCAGAAUCACUUCCGCCGUCGUGUUCCACCAUGGAAGGAGGAGGCGGCUCAAAGUCUCCCUCGCUGCCGGCUCCAGAUGCAGCUGUCGCCAUGGGACAAAGAGGAGAUAAAAGGAGUAUUGGAAAGCUUAAAACCAGCCCCACAAAACCACUCUGCCUGGAGAAAGAAGACAAUAUUUGGCAUGAUCUGUUUCAUCUACUAUAGGUAACUUGGUAUUUUAUUGUGCACACACUAUAUUUUCAUGUAAAAAUAAUCUAGAGGCUUGUUCUCUGAGGCCAUAUCAAGCAAGCUUCUGAUGGAGAAGAAAGAAGCAAUUCUUCUCUUCAAUUCAAACAAUUGAUUUGUUAAGUUGUUUUCAGUUUGAGGUGUCAAAAUGAGAACUUGGAGGAUCAAGACCUUUGAACUGAAACCAAAAUUAAGAUAUACCACGACACCGGGACACAUAGAGUAGCUAACUAGAUGUAUGGUAUUUCCAGAAAAUAACUAUACAAUAAAGUAGGACACCAGAAAAAUCAAGUAGGGAACCUGAUGGGUUACCCUCUUCGGUAAAAACUUGGUUCAUGUAUAAUCUAUUGAGAAAUCACAGAGUCAAAAAUCGUUGUCCCGUUCUCUUCGGUAACGAUUUUUUAUUUAGUAAUCCUGCGCCUCAAAGUUCGUAAUCCUGUAAUGCAUCCUUGAAAUCAGUUUGUUCUCCACCAUUGAGUAUCAUACAUGAUGCAUCAACGGGUUAGGUAGAAAUUGCCUGCCCUAAAACCUGCAUGACAACCAGACUGCCACAUUUAUUCAGUGCAACUCAUCCCGCUUCAGCAUCGAAGUUUCAAGGGGCCAUGAGAGCGGAGGUAGCCAAGUCGUUGUCGCAUUAAGGCAGAGUGAGGACGUAAUUAUCUCAUUAGCGUUCAGUGCUGGUUCGAUAAACAACCUUUGAUCCGUGUGGUUUGUUAUAUAUCUACUGAUCCAUGAAGAAACUUUUCACUGGAUACUUGUCACCUGUUUAAACAAUUAUCUUUUGAUUAGUAGUUUCUCUACGCAAGUUUUUUUUAUCUAAUUGUUGCAUUCUUCAUAGGUUUAUAGGGGUAUUUUGUAACCUGGAGCAAUCAGACACACUUUCUAUAAGGAAAUGAAAUCUGAACAUCUGUUUGGUUUUAAUAUGUAAACUAAUGUACCUACUUAGAGUGAUCUUUUAACUCAAUGAAAAUUACAGAAAUUUGCUUGGUAAAGGCCUCAUGUCACUUGAGAUCAAAGAGCUCAAGCUACUUGAAAAGCAACUUGAUUCAUCCUCAAGAUACAUAAGAUCCAAAAGACUAAUUGAUUUCUUUCGGUAUAAAUUGUUCCUUUGUCCUGCUUAUUUCUACUGUGUUAAAUAAUCAUAGGCAAUAUUAUGCUGCUAAAUGUAGGGUUUCAUGAUCACUUUUGACCUGUGUUGUAGGUAGAUUACACCUAUUUUUGUCUUGCUUUGUUUUUAAGUAAAAUUGAGCAGGGCGUGUGCUCUGUUCAAACAAUAAACAAAAUAGAGUAUCCUCAUGCUGUAAAUAUACCUCAGUUUUUUUUUUCAAUGGACAAAACACAUCUCAGGUUAGUGAGCUUCCCUGUACACUACAUCUCUAUUGAACUAUGUGCAGUUUUCAGCUUGAUGUCUUUGAUUUAAUGUCAUCAUUCUAGGACUGGAAAAUUUAGCAUUAGACAUAUUGAUUCAGUAAUGCAAUUAAUGCAUCAUAAAAACUAGGAAUAAUUUGGCUGUGUCGUCCUCGAUAUGUUAUGACACAAAAAUGUUGAUCAUUUUCACGAUUGUAGACACAUCAUAUGCUUCAUCAUCUCACUGGUCUCUAGAGCAAGGUAUGCUCUUAACAAAAUAAAUUUUAUCAUAUUAUGUAUUCAUAAAUUUUCUCACACAAAUUUAUUCAGAUAUAAAAUCAACUGUACACUGAAUAAUUUUGUAAGAAAAGAUCUUUUGAGAAGAAAAUAAGUGCCUUAGAAGAAAAGAAAAUGUCAUUUCCCAUUGCAUGUAUUAAUUAGAUUACUGAAUUCUUUCCCUCGAGAAGAAAUAAUUUAACCCAGUCAUUUCUGUCCUUUCUUUUGGGUUUAAGCUUCAUAAAAGUGGCUGAGUGUUGACGUUGGCUCGCCAAGCCUAUCAAGCCUGUCCAACAUUGUCUGAGAUAGUUUGGGCAUAUUCAACAUAGGCCUCUUGAAGCUCUCAUGCGUAGCGGAUGGCUAAAGCGUGCUGAUACUGUCAAGAGAGGUCGGGGUAGACCGAACUUGACAUGAGAGGAGUCCGUAAAGAGAGAUAUGAAGGACUGGUGUACCCUCAAAGAACUAGCCCUGGACAGGGGUGCGUGGAAGCUUGCCAUCCAUGUGCCAGAACCAUGAGUUAGAUGCAUUAUCUUAUGGGUUUCACCUCCAGCCUACUCCAACUUGUUUGAGACUAAAGGCUUUGUUAUUAUUAUUGUUAUUGUUACAUUUCUGUCCUUUCUAGGAGGAUUUCAAUUGUUUUCCCAAUUUUCCUUCCACCAUUUUGUAACCCUCUGCAGAACCGUCUGGGGAGGUUCGCAACAUUGUCUACUCAUCUGAUGGGAAAUCGGUAUCUGUUAUCUAUCAUGUGGUUAUGGAACUGAUACAGAUGUACCCUUCUUUGCCUCCCUUCUUUGCCUGGGAGUUAAUUGUGGUUCAGUUUGCAGAAUCUUGUUUGGUUUUACAUUGAUCUUGCAUGCUCAAUUUUUAAGCGUAUAACCAGUUUGUAGGUCCUUGUUAUGGCCGGCCGGCUUAGGCCCGCAAGUUAUCUUAGUUUUUAUUUUCAGAUUAGGCAAGUUAUCUUAGGUUGAUUCUUCUACAAGUUAUCUAGGAUAUAAAUAUAGGUUGUAAGACUCUUUUUGAAGGCAAGCAAUAAGAAGAAUAUUAUCUCCUAUUGCCCGGCUCCCUGAGGAGCCGGAACCCUAGCCGCCAACAGCCCUAGCCGCCGCUCUUCUCCUAGCCGCGACGGCGCCCUGCCGCCGGCGCGCCCGAUCCUCGCCACGUCUCCCUCCAUCCUUCCCUUACCACCUACGCCCUAGACCUGGUAGAGUACUUGAUCCUACCAAUUUGGUAUCAGGUAACCGGGUUUCGACCAUGUCUCCGCCAAUUCCACCGCCACCACCACCGCUGCCCGCCAACUCCUCCACCACCGCCGCCUCUGCGCCGGGCGUCACGGCCUCGCUCUCGGCGGGCACCACUGCGUUGCUCUCAGCGCCGGUCCUAACGGCACCCGGCACCACGCCGGGCCAAGGGCAGCCACAGGCCCCCGUCCAACACUCGUCGCCGCCAUCACCUCCCCCGCAGCCGCAACAGUUCACGCCGGAGGCCAUGGCGGGCGUCCUCAACGACCUCGUCACCGCGGUUCAAGGGAUCCGCCUCUACCUGGCAGGUCCGUACGGGCCGCCCCCACCACUCCAUCCAGCCAUGGCCGCGGGUCAGCAGGCGCUUCCGUGGUACUCGGCAUCGGGGGCCAUCACCGGACUCCAUCCAGCCAUGGCCGCGGGUCAGCAGGCGCUUCCGUGGUACUCGGCACCGGGGGCCGUCACCGGAGGCUACCCGGCGCUCCCCGCCCCAGCGGCCGCACGGCCGCCUUGGGCGCAGUGGCCGCCUCAGAUCACGCCGGCAGCCCCGCCACUUCUCGCCACCACGGGGCCGCAGUGGCCCACCUGGACCGCGCCGGCCGCGCCGUCCUCCGUCGCGCCCUACCUUCCAGCGGCCUCGGAGCAGGGUCCUCCACCGGCCCCGCCCAGCCCUAACCUGGGCACCGGCGCCUCGGAGCAGGGCCAGACCCAGCAGCUUCUUCCGGCGUCACCGCCGGCCCCCACGCCGCAGGCGCCGGUGCAGCUCCACCAGGCGCCGCCGCCAUCGACAGUACCACCACCCGCGCCUAGGGCUACGGGUCGGCCCCUGCACCAGGUGUAGUUUCCACCGUCACCAUCGCCGAUCCCCGCUUGGGCGACCGGCUCGUCUUCGGGGCCGGUCUACUCCACGGCGCCGGAACACCCGACGCCCUCCCUGCGGUUUGAUCACCCCUCCAGCUCGGCGAACUACGCCCCGGCGCUUCCCGACCCAGCAUACGCGCCGGCGGCAACUACGGCCGCCCCUGGGCACGGCGGGCCGACACCCCCUCGCUUCGCCAAACUGGACUUCGCCACCUACGAGGGCACGGAGGACCCCCUCAACUGGCUCAACCAGUGCGAGCAGUUCUUUCGAGGGCAGCGGACGCUCGCUUCGGAUCGCACCUGGCUCACGUCCUAUCAUCUUCGAGGCGCAGCGCAGACCUGGUACUACGCCCUCGAGCAGGACGAGGGCGGCAUGCCACCAUGGGAGCGCUUCCGGGAACUCUGUCUCCUCCGGUUCGGGCCUCCUAUCCGCGGGAGCCGACUGGCGGCCCUCGGCCGCUUACCCUUCACAUCCACGGUGCAGGACUAUGCCGACCGCUUCCAGGCCCUGGCGUGCCACGCGCCGGGCGUCUCCGCAACUCAGCGCGCCGAGUUAUUUGUGGGCGGUCUACCGGACCAUAUCCGCGUGGACGUGGAGCUUCGGGGACCCCAGGAUCUCCAGUCGGCCAUGUAUUACGCCCGCGCAUUCGAGCGCCGCGCGGUGGCCAUCCAGCAGGAAUCACCGUCCCAGACUGCUGGGUCGCUACCCGGACCGGAUUCCGCGCAGGGUCGGCCUGUGCAGGCUUCUGCGGCACCCCUCGCCGCGACCGCGGGGCGCCCGUUCCGCCGGCUCACUCCAGCUGAGAUACUCGAGCGUCGCCGCCAAGGGUUGUGCUUCAACUGCGACGAACCCUACAAGCCCGGCCACGCCUGCCCGCGACUCUUCUACCUAGAGGUGGCAGACUACAUUCUGGAGGACGCCGUCGCCGCCGACCUGGCCGCCCCAGAUGUCGAGAAGAUGUUUGACGCUGGUUGAUUACCUCGAAGAGUUCAAGCAAGCGCUUCCCCACCUUACAGCUCGAGGACGAGCUGUUUGUGCAGGCGGGGAGAAGUGUUAUGGCCGGCCGGCUUAGGCCCGCAAGUUAUCUUAGUUUUUAUUUUCAGAUUAGGCAAGUUAUCUUAGGCAAGUUAUCUUAGGUUGAUUCUUCUACAAGUUAUCUAGGAUAUAAAUAUAGGUUGUAAGACUCUUUUUGAAGGCAAGCAAUAAGAAGAAUAUUAUCUCCUAUUGCCCGGCUCCCUGAGGAGCCGGAACCCUAGCCGCCAACAGCCCUAGCCGCCGCUCUUCUCCUAGCCGCGACGGCGCCCUGCCGCCGGCGCGCCCGAUCCUCGCCACGUCUUCCUCCAUCCUUCCCUUACCACCUACGCCCUAGACCUGGUAGAGUACUUGAUCCUACCAGUCCUACUAUUUGAUAUGUGGACGUCACCAAUGGGGGCAUGGAGAUUAUGGCGAGGCAUGGUGCUGCGGUGGCAGCGGUGAAGGUAACCUCGUCGAAGGCGGUGUCGAUGGAUGGCUGUCGAUGAAAGCGGCAUGGGAAUGGGGGAGGUGGAGUGUCGAGGGAUGGAGGCAGAGAACGGCAGCCGGGGAGACGGAGUGGCAGUGAGAUUGGACUAGCUUGCCUAGGAGUGUGGGCAAGAUUUCCUUUCCAGGAUGGCCGAGGGUUUCUUAGUGUGUGUGAGAUACUCCACCAAAUACCAUGCAUGGUUAUCUGAAAUUAUAGAGAAUGGUACAGGUAAGAACCUAAACUUAUCUUCAUUUAUAGUGCUUAUCUUCAUUUAUAGUGCUAAAGAUAUGUCAAUACAUGUUCUUACAUUUAGGCUCCUAAACUUGUUGAAUGAGUUCUAUAUACAAUAUUUAAGUUGUCCUUCUAUAAAUUAAGACUGCCCUUGCUAAUCUUUGUUGCAUUGCUAUUGAUGAGUCUGUAAUUGUCAACCUGGAGCAAGUAAGAUUUUGUUUAGAGCUUUAUUCUAUUGGAUUUUUUUCUAUUACAGAAGUUGAUGCUCGAUCUUGUUAUUCAUUUCCUGGGAUCAUUUCUUAGUCUACUGCAUCAUUAACAAGAGCUUGGGGAUUGCUUCGAGGAUUCUGCGGAUUUCUCCCGUAACCUCUUGUAGUGACACAAUUAAUGCUAUGAUCUUCAACCAUAAAAAUGAAGCCGUAAGCGUUGAUGGUCUGCUCCUAUGAUCUCAGAGGUACCAAAAUGAAGCUUAAGUCUCUUUUUAAGAAUUGGUUCAUGAUGUUUUUACAUUUAGCUACUCAUGUAUAGCUUUUAGGUUUACUUUUUUUCUCCUUGUAAAAUUCUUUUUUUCGUUUGCUCACCUUGUAAUCAACUCUGUGAUUUUAGGAUUUAGAAAUCAGUCCAGGUGCCUAUAAAUGAAUUUAGUUUAACUCUGUAAUUAACCCUUAAGAAUAAUAUAUAAUUGUUCUGGUUGCACUCAUCCCUUAUUCAGAGCUUCACCAAUGGUGAUAGCGUUGUGUCAAGGAGCAGGUGGAGAGGGAGAAAGAGAAAGGGAGAAUGGAAGCCAAGUGAUAGACAAAGGGAGUGAAAGAUAGAAGACAGGCAAUAACUUGUAUUCUCUUACUAACGCUUUAUUUAUUGAGGACCUGUACCAAUGCACAAUUAUUUUUUGCUGUAUGAUGGAAACAUUUGGCGAGUCAAACAGACAAAAAAUAAACAAAUUUUAUGUCCUUUUGGGCCACUGUGUUGAAGUUUUUAGGGUGGCAUGUGUGACACUCGGCUAAUGUAGCUGCUCAUCGGCUAUCGUACAAUGGUUGUGCAAAUAAGUUAUGUAAAACAUGGGUCGGGUACCUGGCGUUUUGUAUUCAUGAUUUUUUCUGGACUCA
Triticum aestivum (bread wheat) is the source of this 7242-nucleotide messenger RNA. Its product is annotated as vegetative cell wall protein gp1. The coding region runs from base 3556 to 4383 and encodes 275 amino acids. The record is from RefSeq and is a predicted model, not a curated record. The transcript is spliced from 2 exons. NCBI's taxonomy places the organism in Eukaryota, Viridiplantae, Streptophyta, Magnoliopsida, Poales, Poaceae.